AUGUCUGCAGGAAUAGGAUUAUUCCUAACAAAAAAUGUGAUGGGGCAGUACACAGUCACGAAAAUCACACCGGGAGGGCCAGCAGCAAGAGCAAGAAGCGUGUCCAUUGGAGACAUUCUUAUGCAAGUGAACGGAAGAAGGCUUGACGGGUUGGGGCUGGAUAUGACUUCAGAACGGAAGGCAAGAGAUCCUGACACGUCUGCUCCUCUGAAAGCAAUCUGCAGGAGUGCUGUGUUCGUCACGUCCAUCCUGAGAGGAGGUGGCUCCAGGGAAGUCUCUCCUCGUGUGAACAACCAGGCUCAAACUCCCCGCGAGCAAGUGAACAUGGGGUAUGAACCUGUUGCUGUGAACUCGGCCCCGAACUUGAAUGGGUUUGGUGAGCAUCAGUGGAAUUCCAUCACUCCCAUGACAGCAAAUCAGCCUCCUCAAGCCCACACUGAAGGGGAGAUGACACACUUGCAUGUCGAGACUGGGCAAGAGGAAAUGAUGAAGAUACAACCACAACAUUUGUUCGCUGGUGCUCCCGAGAAUCGCAGCCCUAAUCAGGACAACCAAUUUUUCCCAAACGUGAAGAAGUCGCCCCCUAAUCCAAUCUACUCCAAUCUCAACAGAGGAGCAGCAUCCUCUCCAAAUCCGAUGAACUCCCUCCCUCAAGCUCCUCCACAAAAAGCUGGACUGGGCAUGACAUUGAGAAAUGAUAUGCGAGGGGAUCUCCGCAUAACAGAUAUCGCACCCAACGGCCCCGCUGACAAUGCAAAGAAGUUCAAGAGAAUGGACAUCAUCACAACAAUCAAUGGAAGAAACGUCAGGGGGAUGUCAGUGGUUCAAGCACGCGACCUGAUCAUGGGGCCGGUCGGAAGCAGUGUGAUCAUCGGGAUACUAAGAGAAUUUCCUGGUCAGCACCGGCAGGGGACGGCACCGGGGCAGUUCCUUGAAGUUCCAGUCACAAGAUCAUUGCAGAACGUCCCAGCAUCGAGAGACAAUGCCUCUAAUCCGAAAUUGAACAGACAACCAAUGCCUCCUGCGCCACAAAACAUGAACAGCACACCGUCUUUCCCGAGCGGUACUCCCCCUACCAACAUGGCGCAAACUGCCGAAUCUUCUCCCGACGAGCAAAGCAGGAUGAAGAGGGCGAAUCCUUCAAUCAAUGCACAGCAAUUCAGACCUCAGGUCAACGAGGCUAUGUGCGGCAUUGGUGUCUUUAUCGAAAGAACCUCCAAUGGUCUACUUACAAUCAAACAAAUCUCCCCUGAUGGCCCGGCCAGCAGGACGGCGGAGUUGCAUGCCGGAGAUUUCUUAGUCGCCAUCAACGGGCACACGACAUUGGGGAUGCCGAUGCAACAGCCAGACGCCUCACCCUUCAGCGGUAUGAUGACACCAGACACACAAUCAAGUGCGACCAACGGGCUCUCAAGCGCGCGUUCCAUGCCAUCAACGGCUCGCUCGUACCCUCCUGGCCCUCACCCCUACACGCCCACAUUCAACUACUUGGAGCAGCCGAUAGCUCCAGUUCCUGAGGGGAUGGCAAACGAGUGCGGGGUUGGGCUGAAGCUCAUCGAAUUCGAUGGGGCGAUCAUCAUUCAAAGGGUCUUCCCGGAAGGUCCUGCUGGAAGAAGUGGAUUGGUCAUGAAGGGCGAUCUUCUGCACAGAGUCGAUUAUCAAACCCUUGCGGAGCUGACUAUCGAGCAGAUCAGACCUCUCCUGAAGGGCCCAUACAUGUCAUCAGUGGUCCUUGGGCUGAUCAAACCCAAGUAUCGACUGCGAGUCAACGUCCGACUGCAACGAGAGUUCAUCGCCGACGAGUUCGAGGCCAAGGAUAUCCCUGCCUUGCCACGAUCGCAGGAUCUGGAUCUUGACGGCAAUGAUCCAGGAGGCAAGGAGCAGAAAUCAUCGACGCCCAGUUCGACCCCCUUAUAUUCUUUAACGACCCCCGUGCCAGUCUUGAGGGAAAAGUUCAUCCCCCGAGGAACAGGACCAGACGUUGUCCUGUAA
Guillardia theta CCMP2712 is the source of this 1992-nucleotide messenger RNA. RefSeq lists its product as hypothetical. Gene Ontology annotation, cellular component: outer membrane-bounded periplasmic space. Bases 1 to 1992 code for a protein of 663 amino acids. The record is from RefSeq and is a predicted model, not a curated record. The transcript is spliced from 14 exons. Gene Ontology annotation, molecular function: protein binding; endopeptidase activity. NCBI's taxonomy places the organism in Eukaryota, Cryptophyceae, Pyrenomonadales, Geminigeraceae. Gene Ontology annotation, biological process: signal transduction.